Molecule: messenger RNA, 4720 nt
Organism: Pangasianodon hypophthalmus (striped catfish)
Lineage: Eukaryota; Metazoa; Chordata; Actinopteri; Siluriformes; Pangasiidae
Product: transmembrane protease serine 6
Exons: 18
Coding region: 301-2727 (808 amino acids)
Biological process (GO): proteolysis
Molecular function (GO): protein binding; serine-type endopeptidase activity
Source: RefSeq, a predicted model, not a curated record
CCAGUAUUAAGCUCAAAUACAAAACAGGGACAGGGACAAAUCACCAGCCAGGACACGGUUUAAGAGCGACAAGAGGAUAUUGAUUCAUGGCAAACUUUGGAUUUGUAAAUAAAAGGGAAACAGGAGCUGCUCUUCUGGCGCUCGGAGGUCAUUAGGCCUGCUCACAUGUCUGGACACAGGUGGCACUGAAGCAUGGGAAAUUAUCUUGGGUGAUAUCUUUUUAUUUUUCACAGCAACAGGAGAGGAUUGAGAGCCUUUUUUUGGAAAUGUCUCAGUUAGACAUGUCAGUCCUGUAGCAUUAUGGAGCACAAGAAUACAGAGAGCUCAGUGUAUUGUGUGGAGUAUGGAAAUGGAAAUGUGGCAAGUCCUGUCUCGCAGGAAGGCUCUGAUAAUAUCCUGAUGCCAACAUUCACAUAUAAGAUGGUCUCACAGCGGACUAUUGCCCUGAUCGUCAUCUUCAUCCUCCUGAUCCUGGCUGGAGGUUCAGCCUUGGCCUGGUACUUUCUAGAGUACAGAGUGUGGGCAUUAGAGAUGAGAGUGGAACAGCAGUAUAUAGGCCAGAUCUCUAUCCUGAACAGGAACUUCUCCAGCGCUCUCUCUUCACACACCAGUCGAGUGUUCCGGGAAGAGGCGCGCACCGUGGAGGCCAUGUUAGAGAAGCUUGUGAAGUCCUCUGACAUAUCUCGCUAUUUCAAAUCCACCACCGUGUUUGGUUUUAGCGAAGGCAGUGUAGUGGCGCACUUCUGGCUCAUCCUGUCCCUCCCUGAGAGUCAUGCUGGGAAGGUCACCAUGCAGAAGGUCAAUGAGAGCUUACUGGGAACCCUGCAGAGCUUCAGAGAGACAGGUGUUAAGGAUACAGUGAGCUUGGAGGGAUACCUGCUUCUUCUGUCUUCAUUCUCCAUAUCAGAAACCCAGCCCAAAGUUAUAGAUUUUUUGCAAGCCUCAUUUGAUUGUUACCGGUACCAGUCAGUGUCCUGCAGUGCUCCUGUUGUUCUAAAGGGGCCGAACACUCAGCGCUCGUCGUGUCUAUGGCACCUGAAAGCCCCUGAGGGCUCCCAGUUGGAGCUGAGGGUGGAAUGGCUGCUACCUGAGUGCCGAGACCGCCUGGCCAUCUAUGACUCUCUUGCUCCUGCUGACUCCACACUCAUCACCUCUCUGUAUGGCUGUAGUAGGCAUGAGCAGGUGGUGCAGGUUUUAUCCUCUGCUGAUUGGAUGACGGUGGUGUGGAAACAGGGCCAAUACAACUAUAAAGACCCGUUCUCUCUCUCCGCUCAGGCCUGGCCCAAGAAGAAUUGCUCCUACAACAUCAACUUGGACAGAAAGGAAGGUGUUCAAGGGAGCUUACGGACCCCGUUCUACCCCAGCUACUAUCCACCUAAUACCAAUUGCACCUGGCAGUUCACUUUGCCGUCUUCAGAGUAUGGACUGACCCUGGAGUUUGAGGGCUAUGAGCUAGGCCGAGCCAGUUAUAACCAGAACUGCACACAAGGCCAGUGGCUCAUUCAGAACCGCAGAAUGUGUGGUACGAGGGCUCUGCAGCCGUACGCUGAGCGGCUCUACCUCCAUUCCUCCACCACCACCGUUUCCAUGACGUCAGAGGUGUCACUCACAGGGCCCGGCCUCCAAGUCCACUACAGUAUCUUCAACCAAUCAGAUCCCUGUCCUGGUCAGUUCCUGUGCAGUGUCAAUGGCCUGUGUGUGUCAGCGUGUGAUGGGAUCUCAGACUGUCCUAAUGGUCUGGAUGAGAGAAACUGUGUGUGUAUUGCUCAGUACCGCUGUCUCGGGGACAGUCAGUGUGUAGAUAACUACAAGCUGUGUGACCAGCAUCAGGACUGCACUGACGGGAGCGAUGAAGAGAACUGCACGUUGGGAGUUCCUUGUACUGAUAGGACCUACAUGUGUGCUGAUGGCACUUGUUUGAAAAAGCAGAACCCUGCUUGUGAUUUUAUCACAGACUGUCCUGAUGCUUCUGAUGAGAAAAAUUGCGAUUGCGGUCUGCGCCAGUUCAGUACACGAGUGGUGGGUGGAGUCGAUGCAAUGGAGGGGGAGUGGCCAUGGCAGGCCAGCCUGCAGAUCAGUGGACAGCAUAUCUGUGGUGGAGCCUUAAUCUCCACCCAGUGGGUGGUGUCUGCAGCACACUGCUUCAACGAUGAUCGUCUGUUCUCGCCUUCCAUAUGGACAGUGUAUCUGGGUAAGCUGCGCCUGCGUACCUCCACUCAGACUGAGGAAGCUCUGCGUGUGACCCACAUCCACCUGCACCAGUACUACGAUGACGAGAUCCAAGACUAUGACUUGGCACUGCUCAGGCUUGAGAGACCCGUCUCGACAGGCACACUGGCACUGCCCGCCUGCCUGCCCGAGCCCACACACCAGCUGGAGCCCGGUCUGCUCUGCUGGGUCACGGGCUGGGGGGCACUCAGAGAAGGAGGUGGAGUAAGCAACAUCCUGCAGAAGGUUGAUGUGCGGUUGGUCAGCGAGGAGGCUUGCAUCCGUUCCUACGGAUACAUUAUCACUCCCAGAAUGCUGUGCGCUGGUUAUCGGGGUGGGGGAAAAGACGCAUGUCAGGGGGACUCUGGAGGCCCGCUGGUUUGUCAGGAGCGGUCCGGUCGCUGGUUUUUGGCCGGUGUAGUGAGUUGGGGCCGUGGCUGUGGCCGAGCUGAUUAUUACGGCGUUUACACGCGCAUUACCAAACUCUCUCCCUGGAUCAAACAACUCAUCGCAUCCUGACAAGCUGGACACACUGAUCCUAUUCUCAGCCAGGAGCUGCUAUCAGCUAUUCCUCAUCCCUCUGCUGCAUGGACUAGAGGGGGUAUGUGGGUUUAAGUUCAGAGGAGGAACUGGUAUGAACUCUAGAAGAGUCGAUGGACUGCUAUGGAAGAUGUGUAGAUUACUGCACUGCAAAAAGUGAAAAUAUCUUGAAUAUAGUCAAAUUUAUCCAGUAUUACCUAUUACAAGAUUGCAAUAAACCAAAUAUAAGAUUAUUAAACCUGUUUCUAGGCUUUUUUUUUUUUUUUUUUUUUUUUUUUGCUAAUUUCAAGCCUGAAAUAGUCUUGUUCUUUUGGUAGAUAUGGUAAUUUUUCUAAUUUAAGCAUUUAUUUCUAGAAAGAAGCAAAAACACCUGGUAAUAGAAUAAGAAAAUUUAAAGCAUUUAUUAGAUAUUAUAAAAUAAUAAUAAUAAUAGUAAUAAUAGAUAAAUUAGAUAACUAUUAGAUACAUACACAUAUAUUCAAGAUAUUUUCACUUACUAUAAUAUUUUUUGCAGUGUAGAUCUGAUCUAAAGUGUGUGUCGUAGACUUUAAGAUCAAGAAAAGAAAGAAACACUCUAAAAUGGGAGAUAUAGAGGAGUAUUUUGAGCCUUGGACAACUCACCAUCAAGGUGAUGGAAAUAUUAAAGACUGGCAAUUCUGCUAAAGAGAAACUUUCACUAUGGUUUCGGUUUUGUCCACCAUUUAACAAAACCACAUACAUAUUUUGAAAGAAAAUGUCUAAUUGUUGCACAAAACCUUCAUUUUUUAAGUGACUGUCCAUCAUGUUUGCUGAAAAGUAUAUAUUUUGGAUAUAUUUUGGCAUGAGCAUUUGGCAUGAGUGUCUUUCAUUAUAGGUUAAAAAUUUGUAGACCUGCAUCUCUAAAUAUCUCUCUAAAUAUAAAUAUAUAUUUAUAUAUGAAUUUUAAAACAAUUUAAAACUGCAGAAAGUCUAACAAAUGUGAACAAGACAUCAGAAAAUAGCAUUUUUCCAGAAUAGUCUAUUGAAAAUAUAUUUAAUUAAAUAUAAAAUAGUCUAUUAGAUAUAUUUUAAAUGCUGAUGUUUUUUAUAUGAGCAAAUAACUUCAAGCGCACAAGCACACUUGUACAAAUAAAAGCAGUCAAGCAGAUGUUUGUAGAAAUAUCACAUGUAUAAGUGUUAAACCCCAUCUUUUCCAUUUUGAAUUGAAAUUUCCUCUACUAUGAUGCCCUUGAAGUGACCUUCACUGUUUAAUAUGGAUGUAUUACCCUAGCUUAUAAAUUUAUAAACUGCCUGCAUGAUGGAAAUCCAGUCUAACCCUAAAAAAUGAUUAAAUCAUUUCUGAGGAAUUAAUUAAAAUGUGAAAACAUUCACUGCAGAGGUUUUUAAGAAACAGGUGGAACUAAAAAUCCUUUUGGGAAAACCUAAGUUAAUAUUUGUCCUCUGCCUGGCACUUGAAUCAAUAUUUAUUAGCAUAUAAAAUGUCAAAAAGAUUAACUCCGUUUGACUUUUUUAUGUACAAAUGUGAUUGUGUGCUUGAAAAAAAGUCAGGAAGUGUAAUGUUCAAUAUCAAGAUACCACAAUGACAUUUCGGUGUUGUUUUUGUAGACCUGAUUUCACCUUUAUUUACUUUUCAUAUCUUAUCCUGUAAUUCAGUUCUGCAUCGCCUCUCACUGUAGGUUUGAGAGGCAUUUUUAUCGCAUUUAUGACUCUCACUGAACAGUUUGAACAUCUGGAGUCUGGUCUGAGUAAAACUGAGCAUUUUUCUGUUCCCAUAUUCAUCAACCACUAAAGUCUGUAAACUUACUGACGUCAUCUUGUCUUCUUGUUGCAUUUUCAUGUCCGUGUAUUUACUUAAUUACUUGCUGUGAUACGUCUGGAAUAAUGCAGAUCUCACCUUUUAUUUAUUAUCCGCUCAGACUCUGUAGGAUAUUCCAACAUUUUUUUAUAUUUGCAUUCUUUUCCUAAUAAAGUCAUACAUUGUUUUUCAGUGUUA